GGCUCCUGUUGCUGGUAAGAAAAAAAACUGGUAAAAGGUUAGCCAGCUAAAUACAGCUAAUUUAUUCAUUGAUUCGCGUCUCUCAAGAGGAGCGGAACUCUUCAAGCCCUUGCUGUGGUUUGGAGGACAUGGGCCACUGACCGCCAGGAAACACACACUAUCUUACACACAAUCAUGAAGAGAUGGCGAGAGGAUGAAGGGCAUACUUGGAAGCUGAAGAUAGACCAGAGGAUGGAGAGAGCAGCAAUUGAGAGAGAGAAAUCAGACAGAGGGGGGUAGAGCGAGAGAGGAGGAUGGAGAGGAACAGAGGUCUUUCUGUCAGUGGAGUUCCGCUCCCUUGUCACUCAGCAAACGGAAGCUCCCCACAGUGUGCUAAAACGACAGAUAAGUCACACACACACUAGGCCCUUUGUGCCACUCUGCACAGAGCUGUGUGUUGUUGUUUUUCAGGCUGUAAGGUUUUUGAAAUGGGUGAACACACUCACCUGCUGUUUAGAUUCACACCAGAUUACAGAUUGCACACACUCCUAUCUGUCUCGCUCCGUUGCCCCUCUUGUUAAUUCUUUCUCUCUCGGAUCACAUCUUUGGCCGUGGUCCCAGCUCAGCAUUUCUCAGGAGUGUCACAGUGACGGUGUGAUAAUUACGUUGCCUGGGUGUUGUUUGGAGCCUUUUAUGGUAACGGGCUUUUACUAGUUGUCUGAGAAAACACAGCAACAGAAUGAUGCUCUGCUCCCAGCUGCCACUUUGUGUCAUAUGGUUGUAGUGAAACUAAAAUGUGUGUGACGGACUGAUUUUAAAGUCAGCCUGUGAAAUCUCUUUCUGUCUUCGGGUUUCCUCUCUCACUGUCAUACCCUUCAUUUACAGGCUUCGUUUUCCUACUCAUGGAGAGAAAUGAGUAGGCUAGUUGUCUGUCUCUUGUGUGUGUUCGUUCAUAUGCUACGUAGGCUAGUAGCCCCACUACGCCAUGCUGAAGCCAGGGGGUCAGAGUAUUAAGUCUGCCCCACACAGGGCUCUCUACACGUGGUAGAACACCAGACACUGUCAGCACAUCCCAGUGCCCUUGGAAAGACUGGACAGACAGACAGGACCUAAGGAAAGACCCAGCUAGGCCCCUGAGGACUGUGGGUACCGAGGGCAGCAGCCAUGUCCGGCUCCUACGAUGACUCCAUGGUCGACGUCUCCAGUGACAGCUUCUGGGAGGUGGGGAACUACAAGCGGGCAGUGAGGCGGGUGGACGAUGGCAGUCGCCUGUGUAACGACCUGAUGAACUGUCUCCAUGAGCGGGCGCGCAUCGAGAAGUCCUACGCACAGCAGCUCACAGAGUGGUCCAAACGUUGGAGACAGCUUAUAGAGAAGGGCCCUCAGUACGGGACCCUGGAGCGGGCGUGGGGUGCCCUGUGCACAGAGGCGGAGAAGGUGAGCGAGCUCCACAUGGAGGUGAAGGCGGUGCUGAUGGGGGAGGACUUUGAGAAGCUCAAGGUGUGGCAGAGGGACUACUACCACAAACAGAUGAUCGGAGGCUUCAAGGAGACCAAGGAGGCUGACGACGGCUUCCGCAAAGCCCAGAAACCCUGGGCCAAGAAACUGAAAGAGAUGGAGACGAUGAAGAAGGCGUACCACGGGGCCUGUAAGGAAGAGAAGCUGGCCACCAGCCGGGAGAACAACAGCAAGCUGGAGAACAACAGCAACCCUGAGGCCCAGAAGAAAAUGCAGGACAAGGUGGAGAAGUGCCAGCAGGAGAUGGAGAAGACUAAGGAGCGCUAUGAGAAGUCUCUGGAGGAGCUGGACAAGGUGACUCCCCAGUACAUGGAGAACAUGGAGCAGGUGUUUGAGCAAUGGCAGCAGUUUGAGGACAAACGCAUCACCUUCUUCAAAGAACUUCUGCUGGAAGUCAAGCAUCACCUCGACCUCUCCACUAAUCACAAAUUCCAGACAGUCUACCACACGUUGGAGGACACUAUCUCUGCUGCUGACGCUGUGGAGGACCUCAAGUGGUUCCGCUCCAACCACGGUCCUGGCAUGCCCAUGAACUGGCCCCAGUUUGAGAAUGUGGACUGGUCCCGCUCCUCUAGGUCCAGAAGGUCCAUUGUAGACUGGUCCAUAGAUUUGAACCGUACACUGAGUCGGAGAGAGACUAAGAAGAAGCCCUCCGAGGGAGUCACCCUGACGGGCAUCAGCCAAAUGGAAGAGCAGCAGGCAGCCAAGAGCAGCAGCAGCCUGACUGUGCCCACUAGCACAGAGCCGGUGGGUUCGAACCCCUUCGAGGAUGACGACGAUGAGGAUCUCCAGGGGACCGUGAAGGAACAGCCCGCUGUCGUCAACAACAACAACAGCAGCAGUCCGCUCAAUGUCAAAAAAGUGGAGGAAGUGAAAACCGCCAGUAGUGUGGAGAAGUCGCAAGAGUGGUCGGAUGAGGAGACUGGGGUGAACCCGUUUUCCAUUGAGGAUGCCAACGGCGAUGGGAACCCGUUUGAGGUGGAGCCGGCGUCCUCGGGGGUGUCUGUGGCCGUGCGUGCCCUCUACGACUACGAAGGACAGGAGCAGGAUGAACUCAGCUUCAAAGCAGGCGAGGAGUUCACCAAGAUAGGAAACGAGGAUGACCAGGGCUGGUGCAGAGGGCGCCUGAAAGACGGCGUGGUGGGCCUCUACCCCGCCAACUACGUAGAAGACAUCCAAUAAUGACCGAGCGAGGGAUGAGGAGGAAAACGAGAGAGAGGAUGGGGUGAAGAGGAAAAAGGAAGUGGAGGAGAUGGGGCAGGAGGGUGGGCAUGGUAGGCCUCGCAUUCGCCCCUCUCACCCUCUCCCCCCUACGUGGGAGUGAGUGAGUGAGUGAGUGAGUGAGUGAGUGAGUGAGUGAGUGAGUGAGUGAGUGAGUGAGUGAGUGAGUGAGUGAGUGAGUGAGUGAGUGAAAGGGGUGGCAGAAGGAAGGGGUUUGCCCAUCGAAGAGGAUGAUGUUGUAGCUCUCUCUCUGUUGUAUCUUCCUGGAUCCCAUGUCGUUAAGCACAUCUUCCUACAACUACAGCCUGCCCUCAUUGUCAGCCUUUAUGAUGGGACACCCAGUACAGAGUCUAAAGCCAGCUGCAAAAGCAAAUGUUACUUAAAGCCAUUACUGUUACAGAAGAAAAUAUAUAAAAAGCUAUUUGAAACAUGUUACCUUCCAAUUGUAGCUUGAAGUUAUGAAGACGUUUGAAAGAAUUAACCGAUUUAAAAGAUGUGAACAGACAUGGGAGAAGAUAUACAUGUGUCCCAUUCGCGAGGUCUAGCACAUUUUAGAUUUGAGUUGAAACUGAUUGGAGACCUAAAAGUAAUCUCAGUUGAAUCUUUUAAUUCAUUUUUGCCAUAGACAAUUGGUGAUACAUAUUUUUAGUUCUAUAGAUCUGAUUCUAUUGUAACACCAAUUUGCAGUCCAGGAUCUGAUUUGGUAGUCUUAUGUUGAAAUAAGGGGAAUUCCUAAUUGCAUGUUAUUUCUUGCUCUGUUUUGAGCGUCCUUCACCCCAUCCUUUUGACAGUAAUCAAGGUUUUAUUUUUUUUCCACAUGAAAGCCAUUUGUCUGAAAUAUCAGAACCUACAACCCCGUUUUCUUAUUUGACUUUUCAAAUGUUUUGAGAAAAGGGCUUGGAAUUUAUGGCCGUGCCGGUUCAGAACAAUUAUCUUUAUCUGAUGCUUAUAGUUCAGAUUUGUCUUGUUAUGCCUUUUUUUGUAUUUUAAAUCUGAUUUAUGUUUUGCUCAGCGAAUAGUUGAUGAAUGAGAGAAACCGAGAUGAUGAAUUAUAUCCAGUUCUUCCACCGUCACCAACCAGCCUGGUCUCAGAGCAUUUCAUAUUAUUCUGUAAAUGCUCUGAUACCAUGUUGCGCCAACCCACAUUUUAACAAUAAGUGACGCACUCAGAAGUUCUCCUGUAACCUUUACCCCUCAACUUUAAUUGAUUGUAUAUUCUUUAAUUGUUUCAUUGUAUCGGCUCACCUAUUGAUUGUACACGUUUGCUGGUCAUUCUAGUAUCAGGGACAUUCACCAGGGCACAUAGGACUCUGGCCAAACGUAGCACACUAUGUAGGGCAUAGGGUGCAAUUUGUGACAGCCUCUAUUCACUCAAUUGACUUCACAUUCUGUUGGUUGAUUUUUACAUCAUGUGGGUGUUGUUUUGUCUUUCCACACUGAAUGUUUGGCAAUAAGGUGUGUCACUUGAAGCUAGGACCUUUAGCUGUAGCUUGCACUGGAUGUCCAUUCAAAGCUUUGGGAGAAUAUACUUUUUUUUGUGGCAGCAAAACAAUGUUGCACGUUCAGCAAUAAAAACCACAGCUUUUACUGUUUUUCACAAACUAGAGGGUCCGAUUUAAUAAAAGUAUGUUUGCAUGUAAAUAGCGAGGAACCUAUGAACAAAUUUAAGCAGUUAUAGAUUAGGGAGUUGUGAUUUAAAUUUAUAUUUGGAAAUCAAGGACUGUUAAUUUAUAAGAUGCCUUAAGUGCUUUUGUUCUCUGUCAGAUGAAAUGCUGUGAUUCGGAAACAAAUCCAUUUGUACAAUAAUUGAAUGUUUUCUGGCGAAUGUCUCGUGAAUUUGCUGUCUUGUUGUGUUUGUAAAUAUAAUGUAGUAUCUCCAGAGGAGCCCGAGCCUACUUAUGAUUAGUAAUUGACAAAUAACUGAGUAUUUCUCAUUUUCUUUUAAAAGUUCAUGAUUGACAAACACCACACCCUUAACGCCACCACAUGUGCAUUACCAGUAUUGGCAAACUAUAUCUGUUAUUUAGGACCCAUCCCAAUUCCCAUCUCGAGUAUAGGUUUCUCCUAUUGGGAGUUGACGUUAUGGCUCUUACAUUGUUGUGAGUGCAUUAUUUAGCAAACACAGUUUACGCAUGAUGCUCCUGGAAAUAUCCCCUACAUUUUAUGCCUACAACCGCAUAUCGAGAGGAAGAUUGAUUUGGUUUGAUAUUAGUUUUCUGUCAGUGUGAGAGGUUAUGCUGUGCGUUUCAGGUCAUGAGAUGUAUAUCAUUGGUUUCAGGUCAUGCCAUCAACAGAACACUGCAGCACACUUUACUUGCACAACUCAGUUUGCCAAUGUUAUCCCACAGCAUACAUUAUAAAUGAAUUGAACGAAAA
Messenger RNA from Oncorhynchus tshawytscha (Chinook salmon), 5094 nucleotides. Its product is annotated as protein kinase C and casein kinase substrate in neurons protein 2-like. Gene Ontology annotation, cellular component: endosome; plasma membrane; cytoplasm. Gene Ontology annotation, biological process: cytoskeleton organization; regulation of endocytosis; plasma membrane tubulation. The coding region runs from base 1144 to 2679 and encodes 511 amino acids. The record is from RefSeq and is a predicted model, not a curated record. Gene Ontology annotation, molecular function: protein binding; phospholipid binding. Lineage: Eukaryota; Metazoa; Chordata; Actinopteri; Salmoniformes; Salmonidae. The transcript is spliced from 13 exons.